AUGCUGCUUGAAUUGGUAUUAAUCCUUCUAGCGAUAGGAAUAUAUUGGGUAUGGGUGGUUCGUCCGACAUCAACUAACAUAUAUCGACCCUACAAGGUGGUGCGGGGACCACUUCACGAUGUACAUGCGGAUUAUAUAGUUGUGGGUGCUGGACCUGGUGGGAUUGCUGCUGCUGAGUGUCUAUUACAGGAAGAUAAAGUUAAAUCUGUGUAUAUUCUUGAACGUGGUGUUGAUCCAUCCUCUAAUGGACCAUUUAGUUCUUUCAUUGGUCUAUUUCAGAUGCACAAUUUAAUUUCCUAUUCCAUAGAUCUUGUGGGAUCACAUUUUGAUAGCAAAUGGUACGUUUACCGUCCGUUAGAUAGCAAUAUAGACAGCAAUACUAGUAAUACUGAUAGCAAGAGUUAUGAUAUGCCUCAUCUUGUACCGUAUCCGAGAGGUUGUGGAGUUGGUGGAACCUCAAUUUUAGAUUGGGCUAUUUAUCAGAAACCACUCUUGGUAAAAACAGGUUUAAACCAUCAAAAGUGUUUGGAUGUUCCUCAUACCUUUACUGUAGGUCGAAGUCCAUUAUCGUGGGGUUUUACAGAAUCUGCAGCAAAGGUGCUGAAGAAGAAACACUUAUCUACUUUAGAGGAACCACAAGCUCGCGAUAGUGUUUUUCCUGGUCUUCUGCGUCUGGACAAGGAUGGACGUCGUCUCCCUCUUUCACACUUCAUGUUUAGGAAGGUAUCUCAAAAGUUGACUCUAGUGGAGUCUUGUGAGGUGAUUGGUGUUUCUCUUAAUGAUGAAGGUAUUGUUACGAGUGUACGAUGUAAAACAUUGGAUCGUCAGGAAUUUUCAAUUACAGUUCGAAAGGGUGUUAUUUUCUCUGCUGGUGUAGUAGGUUCCGCACGCCUUCUUCGACAAGUUUUUCCAAAGUUACCCAAUGAUUUUAUGGUACGUGACGCUCUUGCUGUACCACUUCUCUUUCAGGCACUUCCUGGACUUUCAGAUGAUAGGAAAAAUCUUCGUUCUCUUCAAGCAUAUUUGGCAUGGUGGAUAGGUCGACGAGGUCCAUUUCUUAACUCAGUCUGUGAUACUCUUGCUGCUGUUAGUAUUCCCUCAUUGGGUAGUACAGUUGAAGUUGUUAUAUUCUUAGUUCCAUUAGGAGGAAAAGACCGAGUCUUGUACCAACGUCUCGGUUUAGAUAACAUUCUUGGGUCAUUUUCAGAGGGAUUCAUGAUGUUGCUAGUGUUGCGUGGUGUGGAUGGAUGUGUCUUUAAACUACACACAGAGAAAAUGGUAGAUAAUUCAAAUUUACAUCAGAGCGGCGAACCUGUCAUUUCCUCAUCACUCUCUUUUCUAUCUGAAAUGGUAGUAGAGAAAGUAGUGACUGCAUUCAUGGAGGGUAUUCGUGUCUGUCGAGAAAUAGUGGCAGAACGUCCCCUUGCCUCACUCUCCACUCGCCAAGAAUCAAUUGAUGCAACUUUACUGGAUGACCCUAAACGAGCCAUUCAAUACGUUAAACUGUGGCACACUCCAGCAAAUAAGCUUACAGAGCAUCAACGAGUUGGGGCACCUUCCUUACUUAACUGGGCAAGGGAGUACUCUAGAAGUAAUGAGUACAUGAAGGCGUAUAUCCAUCGUCAUGCAACUUGGUUAGGGUUUGGUAGUGGUUCAUGUGUGUCAUCAUUAGCGGAUGAGGAGAGUUUGCGGGUGUUGGGAACACAAAAUGUGUUCAUUGGGGAUUGUUCAGCAGUGACGGAGAAAAUGUGGAAAGCAUCUGGCUAUGAUGUACUGCGUGCUGGUUCUGUCUCUACUGCUAUGUCUAUGGGAGUAGCAGCGGCAAAGGAGUUGCUAUCAAUUUAA
Molecule: messenger RNA, 1845 nt
Organism: Trypanosoma theileri
Lineage: Eukaryota; Euglenozoa; Kinetoplastea; Trypanosomatida; Trypanosomatidae
Exons: 1
Coding region: 1-1845 (614 amino acids)
Source: RefSeq, a predicted model, not a curated record